Molecule: messenger RNA, 906 nt
Organism: Toxorhynchites rutilus septentrionalis
Lineage: Eukaryota; Metazoa; Arthropoda; Insecta; Diptera; Culicidae
Product: protein obstructor-E-like
Exons: 5
Coding region: 90-809 (239 amino acids)
Cellular component (GO): extracellular region
Molecular function (GO): chitin binding
Source: RefSeq, a predicted model, not a curated record
CGGCCAUUAGUCGUGCAAAAACUGCUGUUCAGUCUGUACACUUUUCGCGUCGUAACGGAAACGGAAAUAAGCCGCAAACAGUGUGCAUCAUGUGGAAAUCGAUGUUUAUAGUUCUUUCGAUUUUGUUUGGCGCCUAUAUGGUGGAAUGCAGUGCAUACGAUGAUUUUGACUGUCCAAAACCAAACGGGCAAUAUGAAGAUCCUUUUCAAUGCGACAAAUAUUACGAGUGCAAGAAUGGACAAGCUACUGAAAUGAUGUGUCCUGAUGGAUUGGUGUUCAACUCUAGGAAGAGAAGCCACAACAAGUGUGACCAGCCAUUUAAUGUCGAUUGUGGGGACCGCAAGGACCUUCAACCAGCCAAUCCUGAAGGCGUUUGUUUGAGACAAAACGGAUUUUUCCCUCACCCCGAUUCAACCAUAUGCAACAUUUUCUACAACUGUGUUGACGGUCAGCACAUGGAAAUGUCAUGCGCUUCUGGAUUGCAUUUUGAUUUGAAGACCGGUACGUGUGUUUGGGCGGAAAAUGCUGGCCGGCCGGACUGUAACAACAAUGCCAACAAAAAACUGAAGGAUGGUUUCCAGUGCCCUACUGUUUACGAACAGAUGAACAAGGAUGGUCAGAUGAUUAGCCAUCCUACCUAUCCCCAUCCAGACGAUUGUACAAAAUUCUACAUUUGCCUCAAUAGAGUUGAACCAAGACAAGGAGCUUGCGAUGCCGGGCUGGUGUACAACGAGGAGAUUGAACGGUGUGACGAUCCCGACAAUGUGCCCGGCUGUAAGAACUGGAAAACUGGGUCGCCGAAACAAUGAACUGAGUACUACUUAUAAGUGUCAGAAAGACUAAAGUAAAAUAUAUCGAUAAGUUUUGAAAUGUAAAUAAAAUAAAUUUAAAAUAUCCUUAUAAAAA